This is a messenger RNA of Ipomoea nil (Japanese morning glory), 699 nucleotides long. RefSeq lists its product as uncharacterized. The transcript is spliced from 3 exons. Bases 1 to 699 code for a protein of 232 amino acids. The record is from RefSeq and is a predicted model, not a curated record. NCBI's taxonomy places the organism in Eukaryota, Viridiplantae, Streptophyta, Magnoliopsida, Solanales, Convolvulaceae.
AUGGCAUUGGUCGCUAGCUACCCAAGGUGUUGGGAUGUGGAGCUGCUGCGAGAUAUUUUCAAUGAGGCGGACGUGCCAAGGAUUCUUAAUACGCCUGUCUCUAUACAGUCUUCCGACACAUGGUACUGGAAGGGGGAUUUGCGUGGCCUCUAUUCCGUUAAGCAUGGUUAUAAUUCCCUCAUGCGUGAACAUUUGAGUCAAGAACCAGGCCUGGAGUUUACUAAUUGGUGUGCGAUUUGGAGCCUUAAGAUCCCGCCGAAGCUUUGGGAGGGAUUUGGGGCUGCAACUGGCAGCACUUUUCUUCAAAUGGUGCGGCAUUAUCUAACUUCUAGUAAUGUUGUUGUGCAUGUCCAGCUAGUAGCAAGUUUUUGGACAGUGUGGUUGGCGAGGAAUGAGUCUUACUGGAAUGGGAAGAGAUGGAAUAUGGGAGAGCUGAAGCAGAAACAGUGUGCGCUAGUCUUGGAGUGGCAGCAGGCCUUUCAGGUGGGAAGAGGGCAACAACCACUGGAAGCUCCCACUACGCCGCAAGGUUAUUUAAAAUGCAACAUUGAUGCGGCGGUUUUCGAUGAGGGGGCUGGGUAUGCUGCUGUUUUAAGGGAUCAUCACGGUGGGUUCGUCGUUGCAAUGAAUGGAUGGUUCAUGUCCCUACGGGAUCCGUACCAAGCUGAAACGAUGGCGGUUAAAGAGGCUCUCGCGUGA